CUUUACGGCGCAUUGCCGCCUUUGCAUACUCUUCCGACUCCGCGCAGACGUCGUCGCAGCACAAGGCGAGGGAGGCCCGAUGUGGUAAGUGUUCUCGCUGAGCUGCUCCACCGAGCGAGUCAGAGUCCAUUUUCCCCAUCGCUCUUUCGAACAAUGUGCCACUGAAAUGGGCUUUUGACAAAACGAUCGCUUCUGCGGAGAAAAAUCUGGCGUCGAUCACUCGUUUCUUUUCUGGGGUUUUCGAGUGUCAGAAGGGGUUAGGGUUUUAGGGCCACGGAAGAAUUGGUGCAAGCUUUCAUCUCGCUUGGUCGGAGAGAGAGCAAGUGCUGCGGAUGACUUGAAGAAGGGCGCGGAAUUGAAGUGUGUUGCAGCGGCGUCGAGGUCGAUUCCUCGGCCUGGCUUGGGAGUUGAGGGGAUUGAUUGGCGUUGGAGAUGUCACAGGAUGAGGGUAUCGAGAGCGCUACCGGGGCGAAAGAUGUCGCCUCCUCGAUGGAAGUGGAAGCAUUUAGGAGACUAUUCCCUGUCCAGUAUAUUGAACGGUACCUUGACGCUUCUGUUCGACCAGACGGGCGACCUCUGGGACGUGCCCGACCUACUGAUGUUGUUCUAGGUCAGGUACCUACAACAGAUGGAUCAGCAUUGGUUAAACUUGGUAACACAACUAUGUUGGCAGGAGUGAAGUUGGAGCUUUGCGUUCCCUCCGGGGAAAGCCCAGACCAAGGACGCAUUGCCGUAGACUUUCAGAUGCCGCCUAUAUGUUCGCCUCAUGUAAGACCUGGUAGGCCUGCAGAGGACGCUUGUUCCAUAAAUGAACAACUCUCCAACGUGCUAGCUAGUGCGCAGCUCUUGGACCUGCGUGAACUUCUAAUCACGAGUGGCAAAUCGGCUUGGGUGGCAAAUCUGGACAUUUAUUGCUUAAACGCGGAUGGUUCUUUAUUUGAUGCUGCAUUGUUAGCUUGCGCUGCAGCCCUGACUGACUUGCAAAUUCCAGGCGUCGCUAUUGAUGACGAUGGCAAGGUGCAGAUAGUUUCUCCUUCAGGAGACCAAGAUCAACAUAUGCUUGAUGCGGAGAAAGUUUCAGAUGAAUCCAAAAGUAGACGAAUAGAUAAACGAAGGUUGACACUAGGACCAGUGCCCGUGGCCCUGACAUGUAUGUUGCACAAGAAGCAUAUUCUGGCCGACCCCACGGCGGAGGAGGAAACUUAUCUCCAAACAACUGUAACUGUGGCUAUGGACUCGUCUGACAAAUUGAUUUCUUUGUAUAAACCUGGUGGCCUGAUCGUCGCAACAACGUCCACGAUUAUGGAUUGCAUUGCACUCACAAGAAUACGAUUGAAGGAGGUGAACCGUAUUCUAAUUGAGGCGGCCCAAGUUAAGGCAGGCGAUUAACAACGUUUCUUAAUGCCAGUAAGCACUGACGAGUAGGGACCAAAGCACGAGGAAUCUCUACUUUCCGUUUUGUUAGAUGUAGUUUGGUUGCGUAGAGCUUUGCUACUGCUGGCCUUUCUGGGUUCGGAUAUGCUGAUAUUGUGGAAAGGGAUCCACGGAUGUAAAGAUAACCACAGCAGUCUCAUGAAAUCUUUCAACGUAAUGAGAUCAACCGUAGCGCUAGACCUGCUGCACUCAUAAUGCCCGCAUGGAGUGCGGGCAUUACAGGUCGCCAAAUUCUUGAUGCUUUUACUCUGUGUAGCCCGCUGAGAGGAUGCAGAUGCCAUUUUGGAAGCGCAAAUGAUAAUACUUCGCUCAAGAUUGGAUGAAUGUUCGAAGGCCUUUUUGAGGGCUUUACUCAUAUAAUGUGACUACUGAAAACAUUUCUCGAUUUCAUGGAUCUCAUGUAUAGAACACUUUAGGACGAGUUAAGGUAUUGCACCAUUUAGGCGAUUGGAAUUCUUAGCGUCGUGAAGUUCUUGGGUACCAUUUUUUCAGAGGUAACGUCUGUGAAUGGUUCAAGAAUAUCUCGACCACCUGUGGAAGUAAAGAGAUUUUGAGCAGAAAAUUUAAU
Molecule: messenger RNA, 2002 nt
Organism: Marchantia polymorpha subsp. ruderalis
Lineage: Eukaryota; Viridiplantae; Streptophyta; Marchantiopsida; Marchantiales; Marchantiaceae
Source: the annotation of a GenBank genome assembly